GUCAUUCUAUUUUGCGCACUCGCGCGGUGUUUCUGCCAACGGUUUGUAUUUUUAAAAAGUUUAUUUUAGCACGUGUAUAAAAGAAAAGUCUCUCAGAAUGCCCCGUAGAACACCAACAGCAGAACUGCAGGCCAGUGAGGCUUCGGUGAGUUCUCCCCUACGCAGAUCGAGCAGAAUAAGCAGUAAUACCACAGCACAUUCAUCCACACCUACCGCUAUUGUCACAAGAAGAAAUUCACAAACAGAAGCUGAAAAUAAUGCUCCGGCCAAAAUCACUAGAAGUAGAAGGUCAUCAGCAACAGAUGUUGAAGAAAAAAUAGAAACAAAACCACUAACAAGAACUCGUAGAGCAUCUUUGCUAGCUGAGAAUGAAUCUAAACCAGAUGCCAAGUCGACGCCGACUCGACGUGAAAGAAGAGGAUCGGUCACUGAAACAACGGAAUCGAAACCCGAAGAAAAGCCUAAACCAGUUCGCAGUCGACGUAGUUCUGCUUCAGACCAACCCACUCAACCAGAGAAGAAACCACAAACCCGUGGAAGACGUAGAUCGGUAGAUGUUGAGAUGGAAACUCAGGAGUCUUCACAGCCACCCAAACCAACUACAAGACGUAAAAGAAGCCCAGAGUCUGAAAACCAGAAUGGAGAAGUUAAUACAGAGAAAGAAACCAGGCCAAGAAGAAGUCGACGGGUAUCUACAGACGGUGAGGUGAAAUCAAAUACUUCAUCAAAUAGUAGGUCAGAAAAGGAAGAUGCAAGAUCUAUGUCAAAGAGUCCACAAGUAGUCGAUACCACGCUAGAAGAAAAAAAUGAUGAAGAUUUGUCCCCAAUUUUAAUGCAAAAUGUAACUAUAAAAUUAACACCCAUUAAAAAAACUAGGCUUCUAGAUAAAGUCGAAGCAGAAUUAGACCUGAGCGUUAUUAAUGAAAGCGUUGACGAUAUCAACACCAGUAAACUUGAUAAUUCUGAUUCAAAAGUCAAUGCUAACGAAGAUACAGGACAUUCAGAAAAAGAUGCACAACACAGAAAUAAGUCUACGUCUCCCAAGAACAAUGUCUCUAAGAAAAGACCUAGCACUAGUCCAGAUGGAAACCGUACUCCCAGAAAAUCGCCUAGGUUAAUGUCAAAAGAGUCUAAAGAUGUUACACCAAGUAAGGACUUAAAGCAUUCGAAAAAGCUAUCAUUUUCGGAGAAUAUUACAGUAAUUAGUCAUCAAGAUAAUAAGGUCAAAUCAGAAGAGGAAAAAUUAUUAAACCUCUCUGGUGAAAGUAGUGGAAGCAAUAAAGAAAACGUUGAUGUAACAACCACUGGUGCCCAAUCAAUAACCGACUCUGUACUUAAUUCAAGUGAAUUUAAGUUACAGUCGGAUUUGCAUUGUGAACCAUGUGAACCUAUGGAUGUAGAUUUAAGCGCAUCGGAGAUAGCAAUAUUGGAAAACAAGCAAAAGGAUGGCAAAGAGGACACGGACAGUAUCGAAAACUACAUAAUUGAAGAAACAGGAAAUUCAGUUAAUAUCAGUAUGAAACCUAAAGCCAAAGAUAGUAAUUUUACACGAGUAUUUGAAAAAGAAAUUGGUAAUAAAGAAUCUGAAAUACUAGAUAAUUCUUUGACAGAAAUCAGUAUUAGGCAUGUAACUAUAUCUACUAGUCUCAUUCAACCAAGGAAAGAAUCCACGUCUUUGAGUAAAUCCACAAGUCCUAUUCCUGGUGAAAGCUAUGAAGAGGUUGUCGGUUUGAAGCAGCCAGAUUUACAAACAACCAGUACAACUCUGCAGAACUACAGUCCUGAAAAGCAGACCACUAAUAAAUUAUUCAAUUCUGAAGCAGUUACAACUAAUAUGUCAGUUGAAAAGAAUGUAUCUGAGCGUAAGGAGCUAGAUUUAUCUUUAAGUCCACAGAAAAAAGUACUUGAUGAAAAUAUCACAUUACAAACGGAAAUUUCCAAGCCCAUAACAAAUUUAAAACACCAUCUCCUGAAUUCUGCUGUAUUAGCCAAUCAAGUGGAACAGCAAGAUUUUGAAAAAAGCUUAUCAGAAAAUAAUAAGCCUGAAAUUAGUUUUAACGAUUCAAUUUCUAGCAAGGAAGUUACUGAUAAUAAGGAAAAAGAUGUAGAAUGUACUGAAGAUAUAAUCAGAACAAGAGAUAUUGAUGAACUAGAAAACUCGAAAAAUACACUGGAGUUCAAUCAAAAGAAAAAUGAAACUGACGGAACAUCUUCUAGUACUACAGAAGUUUCUACAUCUUCAUUACAACAUAUUGAAACACAAGACAAACAAGAACAAGAAUUUCCUAUAAAUCAGUCAGCAAAUGAAGAUUUAAACAUUGCCAAUAAAAGUAUUGAAAAAUUCAGUUCUAGUAAUGCAUCACCUAAAAUUCAGUCUCCUUCAAUCUCAGGGAGCAAAAAGGUCUCAUUACAUAAUUCAGACAUACAGAAUAGCCCAAAAAUAAGCGAAAGAAACACUGUAUCUGCUAAAACAAAUGAAAGUGUGCCAUCGGAGUCCAAAGAGUCAGAUUUGACUCACUACGAUUUCAAUCUUCCUUCCGAAGAUGACGAUGUGUUUGCAAACGACAGUAAGUUAAACGAUGGAACCAAAGAACUGUCAGAUGAAGAAAACGAAGCAAAUGAUACACGGAGUCGUCAAGAAGUGAGUAUUAAUAAAGAGAACUCUGAAGAUCCGAAUUCUGAUGAGCAGGCUAGGAGAUCAGAAAACGAUAAUAACACUAACUUGGAACUUGAGAAGAGUGAUAAGCUAACCAGCAGUGAUAGUGAUGGGGUUAUUACACCUGAUGACUUAGUUAAUGAAGAUAAGGGCAUAGAAAAGAUAAAAUCUGAUAAGCAGGUUAUAGGAUCAGAAAGCGAUAUUAUUGAUAAAAAUGAUUCUGUGCAAAACACAUUAAAUGAAAAUUUGGAAAUUCAAGGAUUUGAAAAGGAAAAAUCUGAUAAACGGAUUGUAACAUCAGAAGACGAUAAUAGCGUUCUUCAAGAAUUUAAAAUUAGGACCAAAGAAUCUACCAUUGAGAAAGAUGGUUCUGUGAAAAAUAUAUUAAAUGAGAAUAUGGAAGUUAUUACAACUGAAAAUACAGCUGAUGAAGAUAAAAUCAAUAAUAAAUCCAUUAUUCCUGAAAGCGAUACCAGCAUUAACGAAGACUUGGACAAGAGCACUGAUAAUGCAUGUAAACAAAAAUCAGUAAAUGAUGAUUUGCCAGUUAAGCCUGAAAACAAAACUGUUAAGCCUGAAAACAAAACUGAUGAAGUUGCGUUUUCAGUCAGAGAAGCAAGUAGGGGUGAUGAUUCUAAAAAGAAUGUCUCUAACAGUGAAGAAUCGAACUUAGUAAUUACCAAACCCGACAACACUAAAGAAAAUGAUACAUUAGGGAAUGACAGCGAUUAUAGCGAUGAGGAAGUGAAGGAAAAUAAUCCUAAAACCAGUUCACCCGUUAGUGAUUCCAGUAAAACCCCUACAUUAAAUAUAAUAGAAAACAUUGUAAUACAUAAAGGAACAGAAGAACCCGAAAAUGAAGAGGCAAAUAUUCCUGUUAAGGACGAAAAAGAACAAACAACCACACCAUCUCAACAUGUACAGAGUGUUUCAGAUGGCAAAGAAAAUAAAUCAAAAAAAUCGAGUUUGCAAGCCUUUGAUAAUAAGCUGGAUAGUUACAUAAAAUCCCAACUGGAUGCCGACAGCUCAAGCGACGAGGAAAAAGUUGAAGUCAACGAUUUCAUUGAUGAUAUGGCAGAAGAAGGUGAAGAGGACACACCAUCUGAAGAUAGCAAUCAAAUAAUAGAUGAAGGAGAAUCUGUAGGUUUUAGUGAAUCUGAUGAAAGAAGCUCUGAAGACGAAUACGAACAUGAUUCCUUUAUUUGCGAUGAUGAAGAAGGCAACGAACUACUACCUGGAAAUGAGUAUGAUUUAGAUGAACCAAAUCAAGUUAAGAAGAGUAGAAUAAUCAGUCCAAGCAACCUUCCAGAUGAUGAGAUUAUACAGAUACAUGGAAAGAAAAAAGAACCAGUUAAGAGAAAGUCUAGAAUUAUUCGCGUUAGUUCAUCAUCCAGUGAUGAAGGAAAUGCUGAAGUUUUCGAAACUAAAAAUGUGCCAAACAAAAGAAUUGAGCAGCUUAAGAAGACGGAAUCAGUAAGAAGUACCAGUUCAGGUAGUUCAGUAAUUAUAUUGGAUAGUUCAGUGAAUGAAAGUAGUAAAACGGUUACAACAGAAGAUUCCCAAUUGGUGAGCGACUCGGCUGAUGAAAAACAACCAAUUGGUGAAGAAGUGGAACAACAAACUCCUGCUAAAAAGUCAACGGAAACACCAGUCAAAGCAGACAAAUCGCUUCAAAGUAGACCAAGAAAGUCUUCACUGACAAUCCAAGAAAAUAUUAUAGUGGAUGGUUCAGUAGAUUUAAGAAUAAGCAGAAGAAUAAAUUCGUUAGUAGAUUCAUUUUGUUCUUCUGUAUCAAAAGGUGAAAUCGCUGUAAAUAUCUCUUUGGAAUAUGAAGACACGAAAAACGAUAAUCUUCCAAAAGAAACAGAAGUGAAAAACGCGGAGGAAGAUAGUAUUAUUCUAAGUUCACAAACCAAUUCCGAUUCUGAUGAUUUGCAUGAUGUAGAGACUCCGGAAAGGAAACCACAAUCAAGUACUUCUUUAGAUAAUGUUCAAGAUUUGAGGGACGUUCUGAACGAGAAAGUGCGUAAACGAAGAUUGAGUAAGAGUCUGGACGAUCUGACUAAAAAUACAAAGCCGAAUAAAAAACGCAAAUUAGUAAAAAAGGCAAAGAAAGAAAAGAAACCUAAAAAGAAACAAUCGGAGAACCAAACAAGGGACCCGAUAGCUUCUAGUUUUAGUCUUGUCAAUCAACUUAUCACGGAUGUUAAGAACAGACCCAGGCGUAAAAUAAAACCGUCGCAGAGUAAUGCCGACGUCGUCACUUCAUGGAACGCUUCAGCUAUUGAAGAUUUAAAACCAUCUACGUCGCCGGCAUCAAAAAAAGAAAAAAUGAAACCUUCCACAUUGGGUUUUCAUCAAGGUUUUCAUCCCAAAGAUUUUAGAAAUAGAAUGUUAGCCGAAAAUUCGAGAGUUAACAGGAUAAAUACAAAAACUCUACUUAAGAAGAAAGGGGCAUUCAGUUAGUGAAAUGUUUUAGUUAGUAUUUUGUUAUUUUUGUUAGUUCCUUGUUUUUUUUAUAAUUAGCUACUACUUUAUACCAUUAUUAUUUAAUUGUUUUUUGAUUAUAAAUAAACGUAAGGUAUUUUUUU
Molecule: messenger RNA, 5247 nt
Organism: Sitophilus oryzae (rice weevil)
Lineage: Eukaryota; Metazoa; Arthropoda; Insecta; Coleoptera; Curculionidae
Product: microtubule-associated protein futsch-like
Exons: 5
Coding region: 98-5122 (1674 amino acids)
Source: RefSeq, a predicted model, not a curated record